AUGAGCAUUGCGUCUCCCAGCAGAAUUUGCACUAGCAUUCCCAAUUCGCCUGAGAAGAUUCACGGGCAAAUAUUGCCUGGCAAUUCUCCCAGCAAUAUUCGUGCCUCUCCGCCUGGGCGAGCAAGGCCUUCCAUCAGAGGUUCGCCUGUCAUGCCGAAAGCAGCGAAGGGCAAAGAGAAGGGAGGGAAGAAGAAGAAGGACCCGAAUGCUCCGAAGCGGCCGUUGGCACCGUACAUGUUCUACUGCAAAGAGCAAAGAGAAGUUGUGAAGGCCAACAAUCCAGACGUGUCCUUUGGAGAGCUUGGGAAGAUUUUGGGAGCUCAGUGGAAGGAGUUGGACGACAAAGAGAAGAGGCCAUACAUGAAGAUGGCGGAAGACGAUAAAAAGAGAUAUCAAGACGAGAUUGAGAGCCUUGAACCUGCAGAUGACGAGUGA
Closterium sp. Yama58-4 is the source of this 435-nucleotide messenger RNA. The record is from the annotation of a GenBank genome assembly. Lineage: Eukaryota; Viridiplantae; Streptophyta; Zygnematophyceae; Desmidiales; Closteriaceae.